Messenger RNA from Cantharellus anzutake, 1662 nucleotides. RefSeq lists its product as uncharacterized. The record is from RefSeq and is a predicted model, not a curated record. Lineage: Eukaryota; Fungi; Basidiomycota; Agaricomycetes; Cantharellales; Hydnaceae. Bases 1 to 1662 code for a protein of 553 amino acids. The transcript is spliced from 11 exons.
AUGUCUGAAAACAUGUCGAAUGCACCAAUAUUUUCCUUAGAUGUUGAUAGCAUUCCUGAUGGGUUAACUGUUUUUGCUGCAAACCCAAGUGUAAAUGAGUUCCUCCAGGCUGAGGAGGGCCCAUUUGUGCGGCUAAGGGAAAAAAUGGCAAGAAGCUGCGGCCUUGUUGAAACCCUGUGGGGACACACUAAUCCUGAAAAGCAGGAAUCCAUUGGCAACAUGCUUGAUGAGGCUGGCAUUACAGAUGAUCUUCAGUUUGAAAGAUUUCUCAAUAAACAUGGAAAAUCACUGCAGGAGGUGAUGAAAAACCUCUGGCACUACCAUCCAGCUGUCAACGCCAAGGCUGGAUGGCAGUCCUGGCUGAAACUUCAAUGGACAGACAGCAAGGAGGCCGCUGUACAACUGAAGCAAGAGUUGAUGGCCCUUGAGUCACAAUACCCUGAUAGAAAAGAAGAGGCCAAAGCAAUGUAUCAAAAACUGCUGACUCACUAUGCUGAUAUCAGCAUGAGCAAGGGUGAAAAGGAGAUCAGUGUGAAUGAGGGUAUGUUUUUACUCGCAAAGUCCACUGCCACCUACACAGCCCAGGUGACAGCACUGAGUACAUAUUACAAUAUUGGAGUGGCCAUUCUAGGCUUUAUUGUUGAUGAAUCACUUCCUCCUGUGGAAUCAACAAUUGCAUUUACCAGUUCACACACUGUGGCAGAAAUGGUUAAAAUGCUACAAGUUCCAAUCACUCAGGAAGCUGCACUGGCAAUGUGCCAGCUCUAUGAUGGCUUGUCCACAUUUAGGUUUGAGGGAGAGAGGUCCAGCAACAAAGAUGUUACUCUUUCUCACCUGAUGAAUGAAAACCUUGGAGAAGAUGCAGAGAUGAAGCUUGAAGAUGUGGAGGUGGAGGUAGAUGAAGUUGACAUCCAUACACCACAGCUGGUGGGAUCACUUACUUCGGCAGACAACAAAUUUGGCAACCAUUCACAAAGACAUACUCAGUGUGGUGCAUUGCUCAAAAACCUGAUAGGGGAAGCUGUUGGUCAGAAAACAAUCAGUGCUAGUUGGGGCACUAGCAAGAUAUUCCCAUUUUUACUUGAAAACCACCUGCACUUCAAGAACUGGCAUCGUGGCGUUCCCCUCCUAAACAAAAAGCUCCCAUCUUCAUGGAGUCCAUGCAAAAGUGCAUGCUGCAUAGUGGUGCUCACCCAUGAGCGCUUGGAAAUCAAACUAGAGGUAGUUAAAAUGACGCUGGCAAAGGAAAUGAGCUCACACCUAGUUGGGCAGAUGAGCAUGAAAGGCAUGAAGUCAUUCAUUAUGCCCUGGAUAGAGAUGGCAAUAUCCUUGCCUAUUCUCUCAGAAAGAACGAUGCAGUUAGAAGCACAGCCAAGGUGUCCUGCUUGGAGAAAAGGAAGGUUGCAAGCUCACCUAUUGAGGAGGAUGUGGUGCCCAAGACCCCACCCCAGAAAUGACAGAAGCACUGUUCCAGAGGAGAUUAUGCUGACAAACGACUUGCACUCAGCGAAGGCAAGCAACAACGCCACCACCGCAGCCCAGACCAAGGUGGAACCAGAAAACAUCCCGGAGGCUGCAGCUUUCAAUGGCCUGGAUCUUGCCAACAUCUUAAAUGACGAGAUUUUCGUGGAAGCAUCAGGAGACAUGGCAGAUGGUGGCUGA